AUGCGUCAGGUGUGCGCCUACGUUCAGCAGGACGACUGCUUCAUCGGAUCGCUGACCGUCGAGGAGCACCUGAGAUUCAUGGCGAAACUGCAAAUGGGCAGCGAUCAUGGCGAUGUGGAGCAGGAGCGACGCGUCCAAGCGGUUAUGCGAGAUGUACGGAAAGCAUUAAGGACCACUUGCAAUAGGCUUCUUGGACUGGGAUGGAAGUAUUUUGGGCCCAAGUUUCAGACCGGUCGGAUUAUCUGGUCGGGAGAGAGACCAUUUCGGGACCGGAUAAUCGGAACGGUCCCAAACUUGGACCGAAAACACUUCAAUCCCAGUCCAAGAAAGCCUGCAUCCAAAACUCUUUAUUCUUCAGCUGGGACUUGAAAAUAUCGCCAACUCGAUCAUCGGAACUCGCACGCGCAAGGGCAUUUCCGGAGGCGAGAAGAAACGUCUGGCAUUCGCCAGUGAGGUAUCAUGUGGCCUUCCCAGUCCACCGUCACCUUCUCUCUUCCAGAUUCUCACCUCACCGCCGAUUUUGAUUUGUGAUGAGCCCACUUCCGGCCUGGACGCGUUCCUCGCCUAUCAAGUGGUGUGCGUGCUCAAAAAGUUGGCCGCCUCGCGAAACAUGACGAUACUCGUGACGAUCCAUCAGCCGUCGUCGCAAGUUUUUGCGCUUUUCGAUAGGUAACCGUAACCCGAAAUUUGCUCACUUCAUUUUCCACACAAUCAGUGAAACAGACACCGUUUGAAUCAAAUUUUUGCGAUGUGGUGUUUGCAGACUCAUCUUGUCAACCGUAACCGCCAAGAAGACACGAUUUUUGUGCUAUUUUUGCUGUUCAAAACUUGUUCAAAACUAUGUCUCUGUCACUGAUUUUGUGGCAAACGAGCCAAAGUUGGAUGUUUUUUCGAGAAAAUAUCAACUACAGUACCUCUGCUUGUUUUUCAGUGUUUACAUGAUGGUCAACGGCAAAGUCGCGUUCUGCGGCAGCCAAUCGUCGGCGGAGAAGAUGUGGGCGGAGCUGGACCUGCCGAUUCCGAUGAAUUUCAAUCCGUCGGACCACUAUCUGGCGACCAUGUCGAUCAGGGAUCCGCGCGAGGAGUCGGCGAAGAGAAAGCAGAUUGCGACGAUCUGCAACACGUUUAUGUAUUCGGAGAGCGGCAAGGAGGUGUUCCGUCAGUCAAGCGGCCGGGAAAUUGACGAAAGUGGGCGAAGCCACGGUGCGGAUUACUGUAACGAGACUGUAGAUUCUUCAGGAGACAGGGCCGACAGUGAGGCGUGGCGUCGGCGAUACGCGUCGAAAUUCGGAAACCCGAAAUUCGGCGCCUCGUUUCUGCAGCAGAUUUGCGCGUUGACGUGGAGAGCCUGGAAGACGGUGCUCCGCGAGCCCACGCUGCUCAAAGUGCAAAUAUUUCAAAGCAUAGUGAGAAAACUGAGCAAAAUUCGGCCCCAGAAACCUGAUAUUGCAGAUUAUCGCGGUGCUCACCGGACUCAUCUACACGAACAACAGUCCGGUGGAUCAGCGCAAAGUGAUGAACAUCAACGGAUCGCUCUAUCAAAUGAUCUCCAACAUGGCUUUCAUGUUUCAGUUUAGCGUCGUACACGUAAGUUGAAAACCGAUUGAAUAACAAUGCUUUCUGCAGUAGUUGUUGCAAAUUACGCAAAUACUACUUUUUCAAAUGCGAAACGUCAAUUUCGGCCUAAACACGGCGUUUUUCAACUUGAAAUGCAGAAAUCAUUCGGCUCGCCUUAAAAUUUGAAAUUCCGCGCACAAACUUGACCUAAAACUUGAAUUUUAAAUCCUCUCGGUUUUUGCAGCACUUCUGCCUGGAAAUGAACACAUUCUACCGUGAAACGGGCUCGCAUCUCUACCGCGUCUCGGCCUAUUUCCUCGCGAAAAACCUGGCCGAACUGCCGUCGUACACGAUUUCGGCGCUCGUGUUCACCUCGAUCCUCUACUGGAUGUCGGGCCUCGUGCCGCUCGUCGACUCGUUCCUCAUCUACAUGCUCGUCGGAUUUCUCGUCCAGAACAUUGCCAUCUCGAUCGGCUACCUCUUCAGCUGCGUGUUCGGCACCGUCAAUCUGGCCGUCGCCGUCAUGCCGAUCUUUGUGGUGCCGAUGAUGGCGUUCGGAGGCUUCUUCAUCAAUCAAAACACCCUCCAGUGGUACUUUGUGCCGCUCAAGUACCUCUCCUACUUUGGCUACGGAUACGAGGCGAUCGCGAUCGGCCAAUGGAUCCACAUCGACGAUAUCCCCGGCUGCUCGAGAUCUUCCUCGGAUCACUGCGUCCGAAACGGAACAGAAGUGCUCCAGGAGCUCAGUUUCAAGCCGUCCAACUUCUGGACCGACCUCGCCGUCAUGGGAUUCAUGAUAAUCGCCUUCCGAUUCUUGGCCUUCUUGGCCCUCUUUUUCCGUGCCAGAAGCCGCAGAUGA
Molecule: messenger RNA, 2416 nt
Organism: Caenorhabditis sp. 36 PRJEB53466
Lineage: Eukaryota; Metazoa; Nematoda; Chromadorea; Rhabditida; Rhabditidae
Source: the annotation of a GenBank genome assembly